Quercus lobata is the source of this 1755-nucleotide messenger RNA. RefSeq names its product lipid phosphate phosphatase 2-like. The transcript is spliced from 8 exons. Gene Ontology annotation, molecular function: phosphatidate phosphatase activity. NCBI's taxonomy places the organism in Eukaryota, Viridiplantae, Streptophyta, Magnoliopsida, Fagales, Fagaceae. Gene Ontology annotation, biological process: phospholipid dephosphorylation; phospholipid metabolic process. The record is from RefSeq and is a predicted model, not a curated record. Gene Ontology annotation, cellular component: membrane. The coding region runs from base 125 to 1249 and encodes 374 amino acids.
UUUCCUUUUGGAAAGUCCUUCUUAUGUACAACCGCAUGGGAUAGGAUACUCACAAUCAGCAACCUUGUAGAGGGGUCUGUCCCUUGUUAAUUGGUGCUGCUUGUGUCAUUGUGAUGGGGAAUCAAUGGAUCAUAUUCUGCUCCAUUGUAAGGUUGCUCAUGCAUUAUGGAGUGAAGCUUUUUUGAUAUUUGGGAUUCAGUGGGAGAUGCUGAAGACAAUUGCUUCUCUUCUUUUUGAAUGGAGGAAUUGUUUGGGAAAAUGUCUUUCAAAUGUUCGGAAUAUGGUACCAGCUUGUCUUAUGCGGAUAGUGUGGAGGUCAGUGAAAAUGCCAGACAUCCUGGGUGGUGGUGCACACACUGUAAGAUCCCAUGGAGUUGCCGUUGCAAAAAUUCAUAAGCAUGAUUGGCUGAUUUUGUUGCUUCUUGUGGUGAUUGAGAUCGGUUUGAACAUUAUAGAACCAUUCCACCACUUUGUGGGAGAGGAAAUGAUGACAGACCUCAAAUACCCGUUGAAAGGCAAUACCAUUCCCUUUUGGGCUGUUCCAAUUAUUGCAAUAUUGUUGCCUUUCGUUAUCUUUCUUAUUUACUACUUCAUCAAAAAGGAUGUUUAUGAUUUGCACCAUGCCAUAUUGGGCCUUCUGUUUUCUGUACUUAUUACUGGAGUUAUAACUGAUGCAAUCAAAGAUGCUGUUGGUCGUCCACGUCCAGAUUUCUUUUGGCGUUGUUUCCCUGAUGGCAAACCGGCGUUUUAUCCUACUAUCGCAGGCAAUUCCACAGCCAAUGUCUCAGGGGACGUUAUGUGUAGUGGAAUAAAUAGUGUCAUUAAGGAAGGAUACAAAAGUUUCCCAAGUGGGCAUACAUCUUGGUCCUUCGCAGGUCUUGGCUUUCUUGCUUGGUAUUUGUCUGGAAAAGUCAGGGCAUUUGAUCGUAGGGGCCAUGUUGCAAAACUCUGUAUCAUUUUCCUGCCACUACUAGUUGCUGCUCUGGUUGGAGUUUCUCGAGUAGAUGAUUAUUGGCAUCACUGGCAAGAUGUUUUUGCUGGAGGACUUUUAGGGACGACUAUUGCUUCAUUUUGUUACUUGCAAUUCUUUCCGCCUCCAUAUGAUAUAGAUGGUUGGGGUCCUCAUGCAUAUUUUCAGAUGCUGGCAGAAUCCGGAAAUGGCAAUCAAUCCUCAGCCACCAACGUAAAUCAUGCAAAUGUGCACCAAUCAGAACUUCAAAGUAUAUAUAUCCAACCUCAACAUGGUUAAACAUAAAGAGUUGAUACCUGAGACUCAAGCCCUAUGUUUACAUUGGGAAAAGGUAGGGGAGAGAGACUUGGGCUGCAGAGAAGAAACAGACAAUACUAGAUGUCCAUAUUCUUCAAGAUUAAUAGAAUGUGUGAAUUACAUCUGCAGCAUAUGAACUUUGAACUUUUACCCAUGGAACUGACAUCAACUGUCCUCAUUCCUUUAUUUAUUUUUAGUUUUCUUGGCUGUCCACUGGUUCAUCUGUUCUUUCGGUUAUGACCGGAUCCGAGAUCGAGCAACACCCGAUUUGUUACCUCUCAAACAACACAAUUUUGAUGUAUAGUUUAGUGAUUGCUUGGACAAACUUCUGGGCAUUAUAUUGGGAUAAAUCAUAAUAUCUUUGCAUGUUGGUUCUGUAAAGUGAAGUACUAAUUUCAAGAUUCGAAAAUUGAUGAUGUUAGUGAAAUAUGGAGUUUAUAAUCUCUUCACUAGUGUCAAAAGAAUGUUUAGCUAUAAAACUCCCUUUU